This is a messenger RNA of Drosophila grimshawi, 1497 nucleotides long. RefSeq lists its product as uncharacterized. NCBI's taxonomy places the organism in Eukaryota, Metazoa, Arthropoda, Insecta, Diptera, Drosophilidae. The record is from RefSeq and is a predicted model, not a curated record. Bases 1 to 1497 code for a protein of 498 amino acids. The transcript is spliced from 3 exons.
AUGAGGAAGCAUUGCAUCUGGCGAAACGGCUUUUGGCCAAUAACUGUGGCCACAGUGCUGCUCCUGCUGCAGCUCGUGAGUGGCGAUCAACAGGCGGAGGAUCACAGAAUUCAACGCCGUUUCAUGUGGCACCAAAUGGACAAUACUGUAAUGGGUGGGAUAAUGGGUAGCAUGUUCAAUGGCGCCCGAGCCAUGAAGACCAUGUUUACUGGGAUCUUGCCCAGCACAGCGAGCUAUGCCAAAACCAUGCUGGACUUCCUGCCAACCGAGACGACGCGGGUGAAAUACAUCAUUCGAGAUCCGCAUACGAACAAGCCGAUGAAGAUCAUCAAGAUGCGUGGCUCGCAGAAGAAGGUUGUGAAACUGAAGAGGCCAAUGCCCAAGCCGGUGGUAACAGAGCCCACACAACUGCAAUAUGAGAAUCGGAUGCGUCAGCUGGAAAAGGAGCAGGAGCUAAUUGUGGAGGGCAGAGCGCCGAUGAGCAGCGAUGAGGCGCUCAUGAAUAAAUACUUUAAGCCAAAAACGCAUCCCAGCAACAGCAAUGAGAUCGUCUCUGGCAAGAUAAUGGAGUACCAGAGCUGGAAACCCGUCUACAAAUCCGGAGAGCAGCCCACCUCCUAUGUCACAUUGCGUCCACAGCCGUUGACGCAACUGCACACGCAUAUAACAUCCAGUAAUCAAGUCAAGCACAACGAUUACGGCAGUUACAACAAUCACGAGCUGCUGCCCAAGCCAGAGAAGUUGGUGGGACAUAUGCCCGAUUUGGAGGAUGAAGAGGAUGAUUUCGAGCAGGUCGGGGAUGAAAAUGAUCUGUUCAAGCAAACGGGUCAUCAAUACGAAGUCACAGAGCACACGGGUGAGGCAAGCGGCGAAGUACAAUCCCUGGCAACGAUGGAGGGUGGCUUUGUGCCCUCCCAUCUCUACCACAGCAGCAAUAGUGGCAGCAAUCCCAGUAGUAGUAGUAGCAUGAGCAGCAGCAGCGGCAGCAGCAUCAGUCAAAUACCUCGACCACGGAGUCGUGGUAUUAUCAUUAUGAGUACCACAAGCACUAGCACCACCGAAGCGCCCAAUUAUCCACCCGCUUUUCUCAAAAAGUAUCGCGAAAGGGAAGCGAAUGCCAACCUAAAAGCCAUCCACAAAGUGCGACCCAAGCAUCAUCAGCACAAGGAGCAAAUCCUCACCGAUGGCAAUCCCCAGUCGAAUGUGAGCUUUGCAUUGAGCACGCUGCGAGCGCGACUCCAGGAGCAGCAGCGUAAAACGAAGCACGAGGAGCGCGAUGCCGAAAUGGAGGCGGCACUCGUCGAGGCAAUGGAGGGCGACAAGUGGCCAACGGAGGUGCAACAGAGUGGCGACUAUCUGACCAGUCCCAUUGGACCAAGUGCUGUGGCUUUUGAACAGCCGCUAAAUCCACCGCGCAACGAGUACAAAAGACCGCGGGCAAACCUGCGACAGCGUGGAUCCAUCAAGUUUAAUGAUAAUCCCAACGAGGAGAUGUAG